AUGUCCAUGAGCGCGAACACCAUGAUCUUCAUGAUUCUGGGGGCGUCGAUCGUGAUGGCCAUCGCGUGCUUGAUGGACAUGAACGCGCUGCUGGACCGAUUCCACAACUACAUCCUCCCGCACCUGCGGGGCGAGGACCGCGUCUGCCACUGCAACUGUGGCCGGCACCACGUCCACUACGUGAUCCCGUACGACGGGGACCAGUCGGUGGUGGACGCCUCCGAGAACUACUUCGUGACGGACAACGUCACCAAGCAGGAGAUCGACCUCAUGCUGGGGCUGCUGCUCGGCUUCUGCAUCAGCUGGUUCCUGGUGUGGAUGGACGGCGUCCUGCACUGCGCCGUGCGCGCCUGGAGGGCCGGCCGGCGCUACGACGGCUCGUGGACGUGGCUGCCCAAGCUGUGCAACCUGCGGGAGCUGGGCCGGCGGCCGCACAGGCCCUUCGAGGAGGCGGCGGGGAACAUGGUGCACGUGAAGCAGAAACUCUACCACAACGGCCACCCGAGCCCGCGGCACCUUUAG
This is a messenger RNA of Pipistrellus nathusii (Nathusius's pipistrelle), 522 nucleotides long. NCBI's taxonomy places the organism in Eukaryota, Metazoa, Chordata, Mammalia, Chiroptera, Vespertilionidae. The record is from the annotation of a GenBank genome assembly.